Molecule: messenger RNA, 1278 nt
Organism: Camelina sativa (false flax)
Lineage: Eukaryota; Viridiplantae; Streptophyta; Magnoliopsida; Brassicales; Brassicaceae
Source: RefSeq, a predicted model, not a curated record
UGUUAGUUUCUUUUUCUAAAUUUGAGAGAAAUGACGACGACGAUGUCAAAUCUCCCGGAGGUUUUGGUAGACGAAAUCAUCUCUAGGGUUCCGAUUAUAUCUCUCGGAUCAUUCCGAUCAACUUGUAAAAAAUGGAAAGCGUUAUCGAAAACUCAUAUUCUAGGAACAUCCUCAGCAACCGCAAGGACGCAGUUACUACUAGGGUUCACCUUAGUCGAUUACACAAUCUGUUCAGUGAAACUCGAUCUACAUAGAAUCAUCAACAAAGACGACGAUUUUGUCGAUACAUCAAAAUCAUCAGUGAACCAAGUAAAAAAAUUUGAUGAAAUCGAGAUAGCUCAACUCCUUCACUGUGACGGCUUGUUGCUUUGUGUCUUCAAAGAUAACCUCAAAAACAGUAGGCUCAUGGUGUGUAAACUCUAUUUGGGUGAAACAAGGUUGAUCAAACCUAGACACGUGUUUAACCGAUUCGAUAGAUCAGGCGUUUAUGCUUUCGGUUAUGAUGAUGAUGGUAACCACAAGAUUUUGAGAAGCAAAUCUGUUGGUGAUGGUUACGAGAUUUACAGUUUCAGGACUGAUAGAUGGAAGGUUCUUGAGGGUACACUAGACGGAGGAGACACAGAGCUUGGUCAAAAACGAAGCGUGUCUUUGAAGGGAAACACUUACUUUUUUGCUACGAAGCUAUUUCCAGAGAGACUUGAAGUAGAAGAAGAAGGUGUGGAACCGAUGGAGUCGGAAGAGAGUAGAGAUUAUAUACUCUGUUUUGAUUUCACAAUAGAGAGAUUUGGAGAGCCUUUGAAACUGCCGUUUAACUCUGAGGGUGAUGGUGAAGACAAUGUGGCUUUGUCUUGUGUUAGAGAUGAGCAGCUCGCUGUGUUAUAUCGAAGCUACAAGUCGAUUGAUAUUUGGAUUUCUACUAAGAUCCAGCCCAAUGUGGUGUUGUUGUGGAGUAAGUUUGUGGAAAUGGAUUUGGUGAUGCUCGAUGGUUUUACGGAUGGCUUUAGAGUUGGGAGCUUCUUCGUUAAUGUGGAGAAGGAAGUCGCUGUAGUUCUGAAUCAGAUCCCGAUGUUCUCUCUCCCUAAGAACAAGGCUCCUGGUCCCGAUGGCUUCACUGCAGACUUCUUCAUCUCAGCGUGGUCAACAGUCGGUCCUACUGUGAUAGAGGCAGUGACAGAGUUCUUUACCACAGGAAAGCUUUUGAAGCAGAUCAAUGCCACUAUCAUUGCUCUCAUACCGAAGACUACAUCAUCCGAGAGGUUAUAGGACUUCAGACCUAUC